Molecule: messenger RNA, 1311 nt
Organism: Punctularia strigosozonata HHB-11173 SS5
Lineage: Eukaryota; Fungi; Basidiomycota; Agaricomycetes; Corticiales; Punctulariaceae
Exons: 4
Coding region: 1-1311 (436 amino acids)
Source: RefSeq, a predicted model, not a curated record
AUGCUUUUGACGCCGGCGUAUUCGCUCGUCACAAACUUACCUAUAACAUGGUCUACUACACAAGCGCGAGUUAUGCGAACCGAUUAUCCCUUCAGCGAAAUUGGGCAUGAAGACAUCGGGCAGUAUGUCAUCCGCACUUACCUCCAGUACUUAUGGCUACCAGAGUCUCUUAUGCCGCUGAGGUCGAUAAUCCCUUCCUUGCUACGCGUCGUUCCAGAGAUACCAUCGACGUCGUAUCAUCAGCCCCACCCCCUCCACGAAUUGCUGGAGCCACUGCUAAUGAGCACACGAGACGCCGCCCUCAAGUAUCAGCAGGAGCUGCCGCAGAUACUGGCAGAAGGAGGCGGCGCGGGUGAAGUGGAGGAAACCAUGAUGUGGUACGUCUUCGCGUACGAGAAAAUGGGAGAUAGCAGCAAGACGAGAGAACCCGGCGUGACAGACCCGGCCUCAUGCAAGGAUUGGCUUGAGCGCCUGGAGCGACGCGAGGUUCAGUUGCAGAUUCUCCUGUACAUGCUGAAACUGUCACUUCCUGGGCCUUUCCCAACCAUUACGAAGGCGCAAGCGUCCACCGAGACGCGUAUGAAGAAGCGCAAGCAGACAAAUGAAGUUUUCGAACAGAAUGAGAUAGCCUCGUUACUGGAAGGUAGAUUGGAGUCUUUCAUGGACAAGCUAUCCGUUUGGCAGCUUGUUGCUUCAAUGACAAGUGAGAAGAACCACGUACCCGAGUCAGCCGGACAGGAUCGUCCAAGGGACUGGCAGCAAAUGUUCGCGGAAGACGUGGUAGACCCUUUAUUCGGGCGCCACCUCCCACACCUUUGCGCCCUUCUGCGAAGCAAAGUGUAUUCGCACUCGCCUUUCGUGGAUGACGAACCAGACAGUAUUAUUGACGACGGUGACUCUCCUUCGGCCGCUAACAGUGGGCAGACACCGCUAGAUGAACAGCAACACUGGACCUCGUCGAGGCAGACGUCCCCUAACCCCACCAAGCGCGAUGCACCUCCCCGCAACGACAGACUACCGCUGAGGUCUUCUCGGUUGAGCGGCGCUUCGUCGACCACGCGAUCACGGUCCCUUUCUGUCACCCUCGCGCAAGAUCGUGCUGCCAGCACGGGUCCGCCUGAAAAGAAACGGGCGUUUAGUCGUGAAGUCAGCAUGACUCGGGUUUUCAAGGACAAGGAUAAGAGAUCUGCUUCUCGACAUGCAGAUAAGGCCGUUACCGAGCCUCGAUCAUCUACCGGAGCCCGUAAAGAGCAAUUCGCCGGGACGACCCUCGUGGCGACGACCCCUGUGAAGAAGCACAAGUCCCGCUGA